This is a messenger RNA of Penicillium malachiteum, 1227 nucleotides long. Its product is annotated as cyclin family protein. Gene Ontology annotation, molecular function: cyclin-dependent protein serine/threonine kinase regulator activity. Bases 1 to 1227 code for a protein of 408 amino acids. Gene Ontology annotation, cellular component: centrosome; cyclin-dependent protein kinase holoenzyme complex; nucleus. NCBI's taxonomy places the organism in Eukaryota, Fungi, Ascomycota, Eurotiomycetes, Eurotiales, Aspergillaceae. The transcript is spliced from 3 exons. The record is from RefSeq and is a predicted model, not a curated record. Gene Ontology annotation, biological process: mitotic cell cycle phase transition; regulation of cyclin-dependent protein serine/threonine kinase activity.
AUGGAUUACAUGCGCCCCCACUCCAGCUUCAAGCCCUGCGAUACCUUCUUCGUCGAAGAUGACUACCGUAUGCGUGCCGAGAAGCAGGCCCAAGAGGAACAUGAUAAGCUUGUGAAUCGAGAACGUCAGUAUGCUAUUGCGGAUCGACUCUCUCGUCUUACUAGCGAUGAGCUUCGUGAUGAUGUGCUGAGCCACAUGAUUGAGAUGGAUGGUCAAACCCUUCCGGAUGUCGAGUCGAUUGAUAUUCAGACCGAGAUUCAGUGGUUCAUGCGUCCUUACCUCCUGGACUUCCUCAUUGAGGCCCACACUGCCUUCCAGCUCAUGCCGUCGACCCUUUUCUUGGCCAUCAACCUCUUGGACCGUUACUGCUCCAAGCGUGUGGUCUACAAGCGUCACUACCAGCUGGUUGGAUGUGCAGCUCUCCUCAUUGCUUCGAAGUACAACGACAAGAAGGACCGAGUCCCCACUGUCAAGGAGCUGAAGUCCAUGUGCUGCUCUCUGUAUGAUGAUGACAUGUUCAUCCAAAUGGAGUGGCACGUUCUGCAGACCCUCGGCUGGACCAUUGGGCACCCGACCGUCGACAGUUUCCUCCAGAUCGCCGUUCUUGACGAGUCUUACGACCCCGAGGUGGAGCAUAUGGCUCUCUACAUCCUGGAGAUUGCCCUCUUCCACCGUGACUUUGUGUCCAAGUCGUCGUCUGAACUUGCCCGCGCUGCCCUGGCUCUGUCGCGCUGCAUCCUCAACCGUCCUCAGCCUCGUCACACCCACUGGGCCUCCCAGUAUGACUCGAUGACUCUGGUCGGUCUGUCCCAGCAGCUUCAUCAGCCUUCCGUCGUUGUUGCCCGCAACGUCAAGCCUCUAUGGUCAACUACUCUCGUUGCACCCCACCGGUCGAGACCCCCCGUGGACUCCAAGCCGUACAAUGGUGAAAUGGGUCUUGCCACCCCUCAGAAGGCUCAGCAAUUGACUGUUCCUCACGGAUAUCUUACCCCUCCCAUCACUCCCGAGAACGCCGCUUUCGCCCAGGGUCAAAUGUUCAAUCUCCCCACUGUGAACACCUGCUCCACAUCAGCCGCCGUUUCGUCUGAGAUGCAGUACAUGAGCACUGACGCUUAUCAACAGCAACAAGAUGCCAUGGUCAUCACUCAGCCGCAACAGCACCAGAUGCAACAGUAUGCUCCACAGGCUCAGAUGGUCGUUGACCCGGCCUAUGCUGGUGUGAUGUAA